UUAAAGUCAUGUAAACUGUGUGUGCACCAGAUGACUCUUUUGGUUUAAACGUGAUACAUACAGGGAAGGCUACUCCAUGAGAAUUUGAAAGGUGUGAUUUAUGUUCAUAAAUCAUGCACUGAAUUGUGGUUUUCUGAGGACAUAGAGAUUUCUGUUCCAGCCUUCUAGGGUUCCUCAUAGCAGAUUGAAAUGGGGAUGGCAAUUACACACCUCUCCCUGGAGGGCAUCAGUAGCUGCAGCCUUUGUAUGUUGUUUUCUUCUUAUUUGGUGUUUAGGAGAGGCUGCCCAGCACUGCUGCUUUUCCUUUGUCCUUGCUGCUGAUGUGACUUCAGCUGAGCUGCAGCCUCGGAUUAUGCAGCACAAGCCUCCCUCUGCAGAGAAGCGCCAAAUAAGGCCGAGAGAGCUUUACUGGAGGCUCUCUUUGGAGAAAUGCUGGUUUGAAUGUCAAUUAAUCUAACGACUGAAAACGUGCAUGUUCUUAAAAAAAAAAAUAAAAAAAGCAAUAGGAGAAAGGUUUUAUAUUGCAGUGGCUAUCCUUCCGCGUUUUUAUGACGAUAAAUUGAUUGCCAUUUAAUGUAGGCACUCGAUGCCUUCAGUGCCAGGAGCAAGCGAGGCUCAGCCCGCGUCCUAAGGCUCCUCCUCGCCCGCUGAGGGGAAAGCCGCCCGCCCGGGCCGUGUUUUCCCGAUACCUUUCCGGCGGUGAUACCCCACCCCUGGCGGCACGCACCGCCCCUGGGGCCGCCGCCAGCUCCCCGCAGUGCGGGGCUCACUGCUCCCGAUGAUGCACUUCAUCAUUUUGUCAUAGGACUUCAUUGACAUAAAGGAAAACUAAAGACUGCAUCCAUGGAGCACAUUCAGGGAGCUUGGAAGACUAUCAGUAAUGGUUUUGGACUCAAGGAUUCUGUCUUUGAUGGCCCAAACUGCAUUUCACCAACCAUUGUCCAGCAGUUUGGUUAUCAGCGCCGAGCAUCUGAUGAUGGCAAAAUAUCAGAUACUUCUAAAACCAGUAAUACCAUUCGAGUUUUCUUGCCCAACAAGCAACGUACAGUGGUAAAUGUGCGAAAUGGGAUGACCUUACAUGAUUGUCUCAUGAAGGCACUUAAAGUAAGAGGUCUGCAGCCAGAAUGCUGUGCAGUUUUUCGUCUUGUUACUGAACCAAAAGGUAAAAAAGUGCGUUUGGAUUGGAACACUGAUGCUGCCUCCUUGAUUGGUGAAGAACUGCAGGUGGACUUUCUUGAUCAUGUUCCACUCACUACACACAAUUUUGCUCGGAAGACAUUUCUAAAGCUUGCUUUCUGUGACAUCUGCCAGAAGUUCCUCCUAAAUGGGUUUCGGUGUCAGACGUGCGGUUAUAAAUUCCACGAGCACUGCAGCACUAAAGUUCCAACCAUGUGUGUCGACUGGAGCAAUAUCAGGCAACUCUUAUUGUUCCCAAAUUCAAAUAUCAGUGACAGUGGUGUCCCUGCACUACCUCCCUUGACAAUGAGACGGAUGCGGGAGUCUGUCUCCCGGAUACCUGUUAGCUCCCAGCACAGGUAUUCUACACCUCAUGUCUUUACAUUCAACACAUCAAAUCCUUCCUCUGAGGGCACCCUUUCCCAAAGACAGCGAUCUACAUCCACACCAAAUGUCCACAUGGUUAGCACUACAAUGCCCGUAGACAGCCGGAUAAUUGAGAAUAACAGCCUGAAUGCUUCUCCCAGUUCCUGGUGCAGACGAUUUUGUUUGAGGGGAAGAGAUGCAAUUCGAAACCACAGUGAAUCAGCUUCACCCUCUGCUCUGUCUGGAAGUCCCAACAAUAUGAGCCCGACUGGCUGGUCUCAGCCCAAAACCCCAGUCCCAGCCCAGAGAGAGAGAGCCCCUGGGACAAAUACACAAGAAAAAAACAAAAUUAGGCCUCGUGGACAAAGAGAUUCUAGUUAUUACUGGGAAAUAGAAGCAAGUGAAGUCAUGCUUUCUACCAGAAUAGGGUCAGGUUCUUUUGGAACUGUUUACAAGGGCAAAUGGCAUGGGGAUGUAGCAGUGAAAAUAUUAAAAGUUGUAGAUCCAACCCCAGAGCAGUUCCAGGCUUUCAGAAACGAAGUGGCUGUAUUAAGGAAGACUCGGCAUGUGAAUAUUUUGCUCUUCAUGGGCUACAUGACUAAAGAUAACCUGGCCAUUGUCACACAGUGGUGUGAAGGCAGCAGUCUGUAUAAACACCUGCACGUUCAAGAGACCAAGUUCCAGAUGUUCCAGCUCAUUGACAUUGCUCGGCAGACAGCACAGGGAAUGGACUAUUUACACGCAAAGAACAUCAUCCAUAGGGACAUGAAAUCCAAUAAUAUAUUUCUUCAUGAAGGCCUCACAGUGAAAAUAGGAGACUUUGGUCUAGCAACUGUAAAAUCCAGGUGGAGUGGAUCACAACAGGUGGAGCAACCCACUGGUUCCAUUUUGUGGAUGGCACCAGAAGUGAUACGGAUGCAGGACAGUAAUCCAUUCAGUUUUCAGUCAGAUGUCUACUCCUAUGGAAUAGUAUUGUAUGAGCUAAUGACAGGAGAGCUGCCAUACUCCCACAUAAACAACCGCGACCAGAUUAUUUUCAUGGUUGGCCGAGGAUAUGCUUCUCCAGACCUCAGCAAGUUGUACAAGAACUGCCCCAAAGCAAUGAAGAGGCUCGUAGCAGAUUGUUUGAAGAAAGUUAGGGAAGAAAGACCUUUGUUUCCGCAAAUACUGUCUUCCAUUGAAUUGCUGCAACAUUCUUUACCCAAGAUCAACCGGAGUGCUUCCGAACCAUCUCUGCACCGCGCAUCCCAUACAGAGGACAUAAAUUCUUGCACGUUAACAUCCACAAGACUGCCUGUUUUUUAGGAUUGUGCUCCCCUUCCCUUAAUCUCUCCAGUGAUGGGAAAGGAACAGAAGUAACAGAAGUUGUGCUUUUAAUGCCUCGGUGUACAGGAUCAGUGACCAGCCGGAUCAUCCGCAUCCCCGUUUAAGAACAAGCUGCUAAGGAUGUUUGCAGUUCUUACCCUGCAGGGACAAAGCUCCACCAUUGCCUUUUUCUACAGUUUCUUCUACUGGGAUAGUUAACAGACUACAAAUCAAGAGAUCUAUUACUAUUUUUUUAAUAGAUGCACUUGAGCCUUAUUUUUCCCACACACAGAAGAGAUGGAUGUUUCUUUGGCAGUGUUUCUGGGUUGAUUUGAAUCUGCUGAUAAACUGGUAUUUUUUACAGCAGGGAUGACCUGCCUUGGCAUUUGAGGGAAGAAAGAUGAUGUGAUCUGGUGCUCUCUGAUUGCCCCGUGCCGCUUCACGUCAGGGGACUUUUGCUGGAAAUGGGUAUCUGCAAACAAGACUGAGGGAAGAAGAAAAAAACUUUCUGGAAAUCAGCUCCUGCCUAAGAGCUUUCAUCAAGCCAAUGAAAUAAGUUAAAAUGCUAAUUCAACACAAAAUAGUUUUGCAAUAGUUUUGCACGUAGAAAAAAAACUCUUGCAAAGGAAUGGAGUAUAUUCUAAACUGUACUGCUCAGAGAAGGAAGCUAGCCAGUCUUGCUGUGGUCAUCUUCGGUAACUUAAGCGGCUUAUUUUGGUACUACGGACUUGUUUCUUGCAGCCCAAUGAGGUGGAAAGUGCAGAAAGACAGGCUUUUGUGGCUGAUAAAGGCUAAUUAACAGUAUCAGUAUACUUCUGCAGAAUGAGCAUAGUUUUCAUCCCAUCUGAAGCUGUCGUCCAAGAGAUGCACUAUCAAGAGGAAACUGAGCAUAUACAGUUUUUCUUGCUGAUUUGGGUUUUAAUUUUGUUUUUAUUGCUCCUGAGAAAAUGCAUUUAUUGUAAGCCAAGGUUCCUCUGAUUAUCUUAUUUUAAUAAAAUAAAUUAAAUUUUA
Lagopus muta (rock ptarmigan) is the source of this 3858-nucleotide messenger RNA. It is a transcript of the gene RAF1, whose product is annotated as Raf-1 proto-oncogene, serine/threonine kinase. The record is from RefSeq and is a predicted model, not a curated record. Gene Ontology annotation, molecular function: protein kinase activity; ATP binding. Gene Ontology annotation, biological process: protein phosphorylation; signal transduction. The transcript has 19 exons. The coding region runs from base 844 to 2847 and encodes 667 amino acids. Gene Ontology annotation, cellular component: mitochondrion; cytosol; plasma membrane. Lineage: Eukaryota; Metazoa; Chordata; Aves; Galliformes; Phasianidae.